Molecule: messenger RNA, 4092 nt
Organism: Mya arenaria
Lineage: Eukaryota; Metazoa; Mollusca; Bivalvia; Myida; Myidae
Exons: 10
Coding region: 89-871 (260 amino acids)
Source: RefSeq, a predicted model, not a curated record
UCUUACGUUCAGUAUAAAUUGGUGGUCAGUAGAAUUUUGGGGGAUAUUGCGGGUGUCUGAAGAAAAGUGUUGUACUUGGAUAUUACAGAUGUUCUUUAAAAUGUUGAGGAUAUUUCUCACCCUCGCUCUACUGGCAUCUGUACAAUGUGGCCUGUGGAAUCAUCCUUUUAAUUCUGAAUACUACGAGGGGGAAUCUGAAUCUGAUUCCAGCGAAUCAUCAAGCGAAUCCUCCAGCGAAUCCUCCAGUGACACCUCUGGCUGUGAUGACAGUGAGCCACCUUGCCCAUCGCUCGACGUCGGCCAGUGUUGUGACGAAUGUCCACACUGUACAGAUGUACAUGCCAAAUGUGCCGCAUACGGAAAAAGCAAAAUAUGUAUCUGCAAAGACGGCUUCAUAUACGAUUAUCGAUCCGAGUGUUGUAUACCUGAUGGAUCCCUUACGCCGGAUUGUCCGACGACAGAUGUUCCUCCUCCGGAUACGACGACUCAGCCGCCGACGCCACCUACGCCACCAGCCUAUUGUGGUGAAUGUGAGGUCAUAAGCAACGUAGACCAAACUUGCAUAAGUGAUGGUCACGGGGAGCCAUGCCAAGCCGAUCCCGACAGCUGCUGUGGAGAUGAUUUAGAAUGUGAUGGGACAUGCCAGUGUAAAAAUCGACAACUUGAGUACGACCAUUAUGUGUCUGCUUGCUGCGGAGAUGAGCUAGGAGAUCAUUGCUGCUACCCAGGCACUCCAACUGAUGAAUGUAUGGAUAGAGACAACAACACCGAGUGCGACGAGGAUAACCACGUAUGUGUUUGUAAGGAAGACCGGACACAGAUGGGUGACGUUUGCUGCGCUGUUUGUCCAGUGGAAAAAAAAAUGCUGUAAAACUGGGGACGACUGCGGAGACAUAGAACUGGGGGAGUGCUACUGUAAAUACGGCACAAAACCUGACGGUGUCACGUGUUGCCCCGUAAAAUGCCCGGGUUUUCAAGUAUGUGACGAACAUGGAGAUUGUGUUGUGCCACUAGGCGGGCCAUGUGGUCGGUCUGCCAACGACUGUAUUAGAUCAGAAGGAAUAAAGUGCGAGAACGUCGUUUGCUGUCAUAAAUAUGGUUGGCCAGCUUGUAAUGAGAAGUUCUGUGUGUGUGAGACUGCAAAGGGAUAUAGAUAUGAUGAUGACUCGGAGAGUUGCAUACAAACUGGUGAAAGUCAUUCAGACCUAAAAAAGGAUUGCCUUAGCUCAAUUGGGAAAAUGGAAAAUUUACGAAAUUUGGGAUAAGCGAUAACCUAAUGUUAUCUCUAGUUACUGUAUGCCAGACAAAAGCCGUAAUCCUUAAUUUGUCCUCUUAUAAACGACCGUGCACUCAGUUAAAUGCAUUUUUAUUGUCACCAAAUGCUUCGGAAAUUGUACUUUCAAUAUCAAAUAAACCAUAAGUUCAUCUGUCAUUUGGUCUGUUUAAAAAAAUGUAUCACUUCAAAAAAACAUCCGAAUAAUCGAUGUUGCGAUUCGCACGUUGAUAAGUCAGAGUCUCAUUCCGAUACUCUGUGUACAUUGAAGUCCAACGGAAUUGAACUUUGUGUAUUUCGAGAUCAUAUGGAAUUAAUAUCUGUGUACAGUGAGGUCCAAUUGGACUGAACUCUGUGUACAUUGAAGUCCAACUGGAUUGAACUCUGUGUACAUUGAGAUCCCAUGGAAUUGAUCUCUGUGUACAGUGAGGUUCAAUUGGACUGAACUCUGUGUACAUUGAAGUCCAACGGAAUUGAUCUCUGUGUACAUUGAGAUCUUAUGGAAUUGAACUAUGUGUACAAUGAGGUCGAAUUGGACUGAACUCUGUGUACAUCGAGAUCCUAUUGAAUUGAUAUCUGUGUACAGUGAGGUCAAAUUGGACUGAACUCUGUGAACAUUGAAGUCCAACGGAAUUGAUCUCUGUGUACAUCGAGAUCAUAGGGAAUUGAUUUCUGUGUACAGUUAGGUCAUUAUGUUUUAAGAAUUGAUCGUGUGUGUGUGUAUGUGUGUGUGUGUGCGUGUGUGUAUGCGUGUGUGCGUGCGUGCGUGCGUGUGUGUGUGUGCUUUCUUUAGAAAAGGGUGAUGGUCUGAAACGUGAUCUCUCUCAGUACAUGAUUGUGGAUGAACACUUUUCCAUUGACCGUAACUAUGCACUGUCUACAUAUGAGGCUUGGAAUAUAAACAAUUUAUAGUGCAUACUUACAGUGUUCUCUCGUCUAUCAAAAUGACUGUACGAGUUUGAGCAGCUUUUCUUUUGAUAUUUCGGUGCCGGUUUAAUAAUUGAGAAUGUUUAUAAAGGUGGUUUUGCAAUCGUAACAACUCGGCCAUCUCCGGAAAGCUUUAUAGUUAUUGAAUUAUGGUCAAGGUGUUCCAAUCGGUAGAUUGUUGAAAACUGUAUGAACGUAAUUAGAUAAUUAGAUAACUAGUAGCUCUCAUUAGAACAAUGACUAUCUGUGAUAAAUAAUAAUGUUAACAUUAAAAUCACAAUACGUUUAUAUCACGAAUAAUAAUAUUUACAUUAUUAAAGCUGCACUCGCACAGAUUGAACGUUUUGACAACUUUUUUUUGUCUUGGAACGAGCCAAUUUAUGCGAAAAUGCAUGUAAACCAAUUAUAUAAGACUGCUGACCAAAACGCAGAUCGCAGAUCUUUAUAUUUAAGUUCAAAAAAUGAUGUUUUAUGCAUUUUUCUUAAACCGUUAGUAACGGUUUAAGCCAUAAAACAUUAACUUUCGAACGGAAAUAUGAAAAACUGCGGUCUGAUCUUUUGUCAGCCAUCUUUUACCAUUGGUUUUCAGAUAUGUACCCAAAUAUUUGCUCUUUCCAAGACAAAAAAUAAAGUUGUAAAAACGGUAUAUCUGUGACAGUGCAGCUUUAAUAUUAAUGCAUAACUAUCAUAAUGAUGUUACCUUCAAUAUCACAAUGCAUAUCUAUGAUAUUAAUGAUGUUACCUUCAAUAUCAGAAUGCAUAUCUAUGAUAUUUAUUGAUGUUACCUUCAAUAUCAGAAUGCAUAUCUAUGGACAUAAUGAUGUUACCUUCAAUAUCACAACGCAUAUCUAAGAUAUUUAUUGAUGUUACCUUCAAUAUCAGAAUGCAUAUCUAUGUUAUUUAUUGAUGUUACCUUCAAUAUCAGAAUGCAUAUCUAUGGAAAUAAUGGUGUAAACCACAUUAUAACAAUGCUAAUCUAUGAUAAAUUAGAAUGUUAACCUCAAUAUCACAAUGCAUAUAUAUGUCCAAUAAUGAUGUUAACGUCAAUAUUAAAAUUCAUUCCUAUGUCCAAUAAUGGAGUUAACGUCAAUAUUAAAAUGCAUAUCUAAGUCCAAUAAUAAUGUUAACGUCAAUAUUAAAAUGCAUAUCUAUGUCCAAUUAUGAUGGAAACCUCGCUAUUUCUAUUCAUAUCCAUGUCCAAUAAUGAUGGUAACCUCGAUAUUUCUAUUCAUAUCCAUGUCCAAUAAUGAUGGUAACCUCGAUAUUUCUAUUCAUAUUUAUGUCCAAUAAUGAUGGUUACCUCGAUAUAACUAAUCAUAUCUAUGUCCAAUAAUGAUGGUAACCUCGAUAUUUCAAUUCAUAUAUAUGUCCAAUAAUGAUGGUAACCUCGAUAUUUCUAUUCAUAUCUAUGUCCAAUAAUGAUGGUUAGCUCGAUAUAACUAUUCAUAUCAAUGUCCAAUAAUGGUGUUACCCUCAAUAGUGCUAUGCAUAUUUGUGAUGAAUAAUGACAUGUUACUGUGAGCGUAGUGAUCACUGGACUGUUAACAGUAUUGUUGUUAUCACGUAUAUGAUAUAUUUAACAAAAAUGUAUUUCUAGGUUUCGUUUCAUGAAUAUAAACUUAUACAUGUUAAACCACGUUGAACUACAGUCGGAACUCGUAAUGUCGAACUCUGUUAUCUCGAUGUUCUGAUAAGGUCGAACUCUUUUCGGUUUAGAUAUACACUCCUUGUAUAUCAGUUAAAUCGAGUGUUCGCUAUCGCGAAGUAUUUUCCGAGGUCCCAACGACUUCGACAUAGCGAGUUUUGACUGUACGUAUAGUGACAGUGUACAUUUGACGUGUCUAAAUUUACGUUUAGUUAUUUAAAAGAAUAAACAGAAGAUAUAGAUAAAA